CAGAGAAAGGGAAAAGCACGCAGGCAGGUCGCUUUCUCUUUCUGCUCUUCUUUCUUUUUUAUAUUUUUUCUCCCCCUCUUUUUUCUUUUAUUAGAACUUAUGCCAACUGAAAAUAAUAACCACGCAGAAAAGGCUCAAGAGCUUCACAAAGCUAUUGACCAAUUAACUGGUAGUCUUCAUCACUUUGCUGAUCUCCUAUUUGGUGCCACCGCUUCUCCAGCUGCUGAUACCAAGACAGUCAAAAAGAAGGCCGAAAAGGAUCCUAACGCCCCUAAGCGUAACUUGUCUAGCUAUAUGCUCUAUACCCAAGCUGUACGCCCCAAGGUCGCUGCUGAACAUCCUAAUAUGAAGGCUAUUGAAAUAGCUAAACUUGUAGGUGAGAUGUGGAACAAACUAUCAGAAAAGGAAAAGAUGCCUUUUAUAAUGCAAGCUGAAAAGGAAAAGCAGCGUUUCGAAAAGGAAAACGCUUCUUACAAGACUACCUUGUCUAACGCAGAGGAGAAUGUUACGGCAAAGCGUAAGGAAAGUCCUGUUGAAGAACAACCAGAAAAGAAGACCAAGAAGAAUAAGAAGGAAAAACAUGCUCACAAGUCUGAAAAGUCUAAUGGCUCUACUGAUAAAAAGUCCAAGAAAAAGAAUUAAGCAAAGGAAACUGAAAUAAAUUAUGAUAAUAAAAAAGCGUGCGGUGGGAUAACGAGAUCGACAUUAUCAUGAUAGAUUAUGCACAUCUUACACUUGUGUGAUUUUGGAUGUGGUUUAGUAUUCGGUAAUAUCAACACAUAGUGCUUCUAUUGCCGAAUUGUAUGGUGUUAUUUCCAGCUGUUUUUUUAUUAAUGCUCUUUGAAGAGAUGUCUCGUAAAAGUUUUAAAUACAUUCAACAACGCGUGAUCUUUUACAAAAUUGCUGGGUAAAUAUGAUCGCCUUAGUCCCAGGCCAUAUAUAAGUAAGGACUGGUCCUACUAAUUAAUGUCAGAAGUACCUCUCUCCCUGAAGU
Messenger RNA from Rhizopus microsporus ATCC 52813, 994 nucleotides. RefSeq lists its product as uncharacterized. The transcript has 3 exons. The record is from RefSeq and is a predicted model, not a curated record. Bases 100 to 642 code for a protein of 180 amino acids. NCBI's taxonomy places the organism in Eukaryota, Fungi, Mucoromycota, Mucoromycetes, Mucorales, Rhizopodaceae.